Molecule: messenger RNA, 680 nt
Organism: Erythranthe guttata (spotted monkey flower)
Lineage: Eukaryota; Viridiplantae; Streptophyta; Magnoliopsida; Lamiales; Phrymaceae
Product: Stress responsive A/B Barrel Domain-containing protein
Source: RefSeq, a predicted model, not a curated record
GUGUGGGGUGAGUGUGUAUAUAUAUAUAUAUAUUAGAUGGUUAUUGUGAAUUAACCUCACAAACAAUAUUAGUUGAGAAUACAUUUACAUUAUACAAAAAGAAAAAAAAAUGGCUACAGAAUUCAAGCAUUUGGUGCUGGUGAAGUUCAAAAACGACGUCGUAGUGGGAGAUGUUAUGAAAGGAUUGGAAAAGCUUGUGUUGGAAAUGGACACUGUCAAAUCCUUCGUUUGGGGGGAGGAUAUUGAAAGCCAUGAAAUGCUGAGGCAAGGAUUCACGCACGCUUUCUUGAUGACUUUUGGAAGCAAGGAAGAUUUCACUGCAUUCACAAGCCACCCUACUCACGUUGACUUUUCGUCAACGUUUUCAACUGCUGUUGACAAAGCUGUCCUUCUUGAUUUCCCGUCUGUUACCGUCAAACCUCCUCCUGCUGCUGCCUGAUUUUGGACAAACACAUGUUUUUUUUUUUAAUUUUAAUUAUAAUAUAAUUAAUUAAUAAAUAAAUAAUGGGUUUAUGUCUAAAAGUGUGUGUUAUUGUGCGUGUUUUGUGUGCAGUUCUUUGCAUCACUGUUUCUUUGUAAUCUGAUUUGAUUUUGGUUGCUAUAAGAGGGGUUCCCAUGGAUUUGUUGGAACUUGGAAUUAAGCGACUGUCUUUUACUAAUUAAUAAUUUUUUUUUUUGUA